AUGGUUCCUACGAUCGCUGAGCGCGCCGCCAACGGUGAGGUCCUGUACGCACCUCACCUGAACCGUGAGGAGCGGAAGGAGCUGCUCGCGUGGGCUAGGGCCCAGGGAAUGGAGUACAAGGAGAUCAAGACCAAGUACGGCUUCGAGGAGAGCGACAACACCCUGCGGGGUUGGCAAAUGUCGCUCAAUCGCGGCCGCAUGCCCAGGGUCGCUAUCUUCACGGACGAGGAUGACCGUCUACUCCUUCUCGCCGUCGAGGAGCACUCGACGCAGAGGAGGAGCUUGAACGGCAUCUGGACGCAGGUGGGGGACUACAUCCGAGACAACGGCGGCACCACCACAGCAGGCCCGAGGAAGCUGAAGGAGCGCUGGUACCUGCUCACUGGCCAGGAAAUCCCAGCCCAUCCUUCGUCUCACGGCUCCCGGGGAAACACCGGUCGUGGUGGAGCCACUCGCACCGAACUCACUGCCCCGGCUCACUCGACCCAGACCGACAACAGGCAGAACCAGGCGACUCCUUCUGUCAUGCCUGCACCCAACAUGGACUGGGGAUUCUACCCAGAUCUUACCUGGGUCGAGCUGGUUGACGUCCUGGGCAUCGAGGACGCAAGGGAGUACGUGCGAGACCGCCUGGACGAGGUGGGCGAUGUCCGUGACGAUUGGCUGGUUGCGCUGCUGGGCCGCGAGGGUGCGGAGCAGUACAAACGAGACAUCCAGGGCGGCGAAGACCACGGCGGCGACGAGGAGGAGCAGGAGGAGGAGGAAGAGAACUGGUAG
Messenger RNA from Diaporthe batatas, 777 nucleotides. RefSeq lists its product as uncharacterized. The record is from RefSeq and is a predicted model, not a curated record. Bases 1 to 777 code for a protein of 258 amino acids. Lineage: Eukaryota; Fungi; Ascomycota; Sordariomycetes; Diaporthales; Diaporthaceae. The transcript is spliced from 2 exons.